ACCCCAGGAGCCAGGCCCAGGGGCACGGGGGGCGGGGCGAGCAGGCGAGACGCACUUCUCAUUGGCGGCCGGGCACCGCCCGCGCGCGCGCUCCGCCUUUAUAAAGCCGCGCGCGUGGCCAGCCAACCACACGCCUGAUUCCCGGCGCCCUACCCUCCGCAGCUCACCUGUCACGCCUGUCAGCUCGGACCCACCAUGGCCACCGUUCAGCAGCUGGUUGGAAGAUGGCGUUUAGUGGAGAGCAAAGGCUUUGACGAAUACAUGAAGGAAGUAGGUGGCGCGCAGGGUCCCCUCCCUCUUCUACACCCGGACUCGGUUUCCAGCCGAAAUCCGGGCUACCGCUUCAGCUUCCAUUCAGCUCUCGGUUGCAUCUCCACCACCCCCAGAGCCCCGGCCCGCCUUCGCCGCCGUUGUGUUGAUUUCUGCCACACAGCAAGGGGAACCAGCCAUGAUUAUGCAUGUAUCCUCUCCCUUCCAAGCCUCCCUCCCUUCCCCCCACCCCAUUCCUCCAGGUCAUCGCAGAGCACCUGACUGGGCUCCCAGUUCUACACAACAACUUCUCGCCAGUUACCCAUCUUACAGCUGAUAGUGUGUGUGUGUUGAUGCUACCUUCUGCAUUCCUCCCGCUCUCUCCUCCCUCACUGUGUCAAUAAGUCCAUUCUCUAUAUCUGCAGUUCUAUUCCUUCCCUGCAGAUAGGUUCAUCAGUAUCAUUUUUCUAGAUUCCAUAUAUAUGCCUUAAUACCUAGCAACUCCUCUACUGGGUGUAUGCCCUGAGAAAACCAAAAUUGUAAAAGACACAUGUACCCCAAUGUUCAUACCAUCACUCUUUAGGAUAGUUCUAGUGACGUAGAUGACCUAGAUGAACCUAGAGCCUGUUCUACAGAGUGAGGCACUUCUUAAAAGCCUUCCAAGGGAGGAUUUGUCUCUGUAGGGAAAUUCAAGUUCUCUUGCUCAAAAUGGUGUUGGAUUUUCUGUUGUCUUUUUCAUAAGCCGGUGAUAACGAUAAAGAGUGCUGAUUUCGACAUUGGGUAGAUUGGCAAAGAUGAACCUUUGUCACAGGCCCCAAGGAAGUGAAGCAUAGCAAAAAUGCUCUCUGACACAACUGCUGGGGCUGUAGGGUUGUUUUAGAAGCUAGCCUCCUGCAGAUAGUAACUUUCUGUUACCAAAUGUUAAGUGAGUGAAGAAGUCAUUACAAAGACCUAGACCCCGAAGUACCCUGAAGUACUUCAAAAACACAUCUAGCCGAUGGCUGGUUAAGUCUGGCUCUGGUGAAUCUUAAGUGUGUUUAUGAUCCUGUGAAUAAAACAAGGCAGUAUUUUUUUUUCCCCCUCCCCUCUAUACCUUGAUCAAAGUGACUCUGGACAAAAAGCAACUAACUGCACUCACAAAGGAGAAAUACAUAUGUGUGUGUUCACCUGAGUGAGAACCACAGUAGGCGGUCUCUCUGCCCAUUGAAACCAAACAUGUUUAUCAGAUGGCUUGUUUCCAGAGUUCUGGAGUCAGGAAGGUUGUCAAGGUACAGUUCAUUAGAGAGCAAUCAAGGUGUGGAAAGAGCAGAGCCCUUUCUUUAUUUGUCCAAAGUGAGAAAAUAAUGACUCAACUAAUGAAACAAAGCACCAGUGCCUAGCUGGUGAAAGAGAAAGCUCCGUGGGGACAUGUCAAGCCGGGCUGACAUCAUCAAGUCGGUUACUCUGCUUAGGCUAUAGUCACCUCAUCCAUGAAACUGAGAUUUGGCCUAGAACCAAGUUUCCUACUAAAUGUUAAUAUUAGGGGGAAUUACACAGAUUAUAAAAUAAAUGUAUUAAUAGAGUAAUCUGAGUUACAGAGUUCUGAAAUACUCUUUUUGAGGGUAAGAUUUUUCCUGUUUGUUAGCAUCAUGUUUGUGCGGUUAACUCUUAAACUGCAAUUUGAAUAUCAGGAUUGAUACUGAUUUUGUGUAGUCUACUAAUCAAAUAUUUAUCAGUGACUUGUGUGCUAGACUGUGUGCUCAACUGCUGUGUCAUAUAAUACAGUGGUUGGCAUAACUGAGGAAAUUAGAGAAGUCAGGAUAUCUUCCUUAAGUUUCUGAGGGCCAAGAUGGCACGGUGUCUUAAAGCUGAGAUUUAGAGCCAGGCUGCCUGCGUUGUUGGUUCUCAGCACCUCCCUGCUUAGCUGGAUGAGCUUGAGUAAGUUACAUCAAAGCCUCACUUACUCAUCUGUCAGAUGGAGACUAUCUACCUCUCACAAGGUCCUUGCCAGGCUUCCAUGAAUAGUGUAGUAUACUGUCAAGUACUAGCACUUGGUAAGUGCUGGAUAUGUGUAUGUUCACAGUUGUUAUUGAUGACUGCUGCUGUUAAGUCGCUUCAGUCAUGUCCGACUCUGUGCGACCCCAUAGACAGCGGCCCACCAGGCUCCCCGGUCCCUGGGAUUCUCCAGGCAAGAGUACUGGAGUGGGUUGCCAUUGCCUUCCCUUCCCCAUUGAUGACUGAAUAGUUGAAAAUAUGCACAGCAUGGUGAUUGCAAUUGAAUUACUGCUUUUAUUAUGUAAACAAGAAAUUUGGUUUUCCAGGUAUCUAACAUGGUGUAACUUUCUACAGGAGUGGGGAUGGCUCUGCGAAAAGUGGGUGCGAUGGCCAAACCAGACUGUAUCAUCACUUCUGAUGGCAAAAACCUCAGCAUAAAGACUGAGAGCACUUUG
Bubalus bubalis (water buffalo) is the source of this 2678-nucleotide messenger RNA. It is a transcript of the gene FABP5, whose product is annotated as fatty acid binding protein 5. Gene Ontology annotation, biological process: fatty acid transport. The record is from RefSeq and is a predicted model, not a curated record. NCBI's taxonomy places the organism in Eukaryota, Metazoa, Chordata, Mammalia, Artiodactyla, Bovidae. Gene Ontology annotation, molecular function: fatty acid binding. Bases 196 to 531 code for a protein of 111 amino acids. Gene Ontology annotation, cellular component: nucleus; cytosol. The transcript is spliced from 3 exons.